This is a messenger RNA of Rhagoletis pomonella (apple maggot), 944 nucleotides long. Its product is annotated as cell wall protein DAN4-like. The record is from RefSeq and is a predicted model, not a curated record. The transcript is spliced from 4 exons. The coding region runs from base 30 to 944 and encodes 304 amino acids. Lineage: Eukaryota; Metazoa; Arthropoda; Insecta; Diptera; Tephritidae.
GGCGUCUAGCAACCACCAGCCACUGGCAUAUGGAGCCGUACGACAACUAUACAACCAUCAUCAUUAGCACGAGCCAGAUCCAUUCCACUUCAACCUGCGCAGAUCAACAACAUCAAACGCCACAACAGCGAGCCAACAACGCCCACAGUAACAGCAACCGCCACAGCAGCGGGGCACUAACGCGCGAAGCCAACAACACCGCCACAACCGCGGUCACAGCGCGCUACAGCAACAACAACGCGCUCAGUAACAACAACCGCCACAGCAGCGGUUGCAACAACAAGGCUGCAACAGCGCUCACAGUUACAACAACCGCCACAUUAGCGGGACACAAAAAAGAGCGCGACAUCACAACAACCGCCACAGCAGCGGGUACAACAUCGCCGCAUAGCUACGAUAAAAACAACGCGCUACAGUGCCACAUCAGCAGCGACAGCAACGAGUGUCGACCACAAUGGCUGCCACAGCAGCAGCCACAGCAACAACCACAACCACAACCACCGGGUACUACUACAACUACUACUCCUCAGCAGCGGUUGCAACAACGUCGCCACCAAAAAUCGGGCGAGACAACAACAACGACAACGGCUGCCACAGCAACAGGCGCAACACCAACAACGGUUACAACAUCAACAACAACAGCAGAGCCUCACACAAGCCUGCUGCAACCAUCCAUUUCACUUCAACCUGCGCAGCAACAACAUCAAACGCCACAACAGCGAGCCAAUAAUGCGUACAGUAACAGCAACCGCCACAGCAGCGGGGCACUAACGCGCGAAGCCAACAACACCGCCACAACCGCGGUCACAGCGCGCUACAGCAAUAACAACGCGCUCAGUAACAACAACAGCCACAGCAGCGGUUGCAACAACAAGGGUGCAACAGCGCUCACAGCGCUAAAAACAAUCUAUGUGAAAGAUGACAAAUUUUGGCCAAUAUCUUAG